Messenger RNA from Paramecium octaurelia, 405 nucleotides. NCBI's taxonomy places the organism in Eukaryota, Ciliophora, Oligohymenophorea, Peniculida, Parameciidae. The record is from the annotation of a GenBank genome assembly.
CAAAUAGGCAAGUGAUUCUAAGAUUUUAUUGUGCUUACUAGUAUAAUUAUGAUAAUAUCUUUACUUACAAAAAACUGUAUUGAGGUUAGUCAAUGAGAUGACCUAUAUACUUUUUUGAACUAAAGAUGGGUUUCAGAAAAUUCGACUGAUCAUUCGAAAACUCAUAAGAUUAAUUGCAAAAUUCAUUCAGUUAAGUGGAUAAUGAUUUAAGAUAUCUUACAAGCACAUCUAAACUAUCUCACACGAUUGGUGUCGUUUACAAUGUCGGAAGCUGCUGCAACAAAAGAAUAACUGGAUGAGAAUUGAAUUGUAGAAUAUAUUGCAGUUGAUCUGCUCUCUACAAACACUAUUUUAUGAUCAAUAAUGAAAUUUAUGUUUAUAUCUGAUACUUGUAAACACAGAAUA